This is a messenger RNA of Merops nubicus (carmine bee-eater), 407 nucleotides long. RefSeq names its product MLX, MAX dimerization protein (gene MLX). Gene Ontology annotation, molecular function: DNA-binding transcription factor activity, RNA polymerase II-specific; protein dimerization activity; RNA polymerase II cis-regulatory region sequence-specific DNA binding. Lineage: Eukaryota; Metazoa; Chordata; Aves; Coraciiformes; Meropidae. Gene Ontology annotation, biological process: regulation of transcription by RNA polymerase II. The annotation marks the transcript as partial. Gene Ontology annotation, cellular component: nucleus. The record is from RefSeq and is a predicted model, not a curated record. The transcript has 3 exons.
AAAGGCUACGACGACUUGCAGGCCAUCGUCCCCACCUGCGAGCAGCAGGAUUUCUCCAUAGGCUGCCAGAAGCUGAGCAAGGCCGUCGUCCUUCAGAAGACCAUCGACUACAUCCAGUUCCUGCACAAGGAAAAGAAGAAGCAAGAGGAGGAAGUUUCUACCCUCAGGAAAGACGUGAUGGCCUUAAAGAUCAUGAAAGUGAACUACGAGCAGAUUGUCAAAGCUCAUCACGACAACCCGAACGAGGGGAAGGACCAGGUCUCUGACGAGGUGAAGUUCAAUGUUUUCCAAGGCAUAAUGGACUCCCUCUUCCAGUCCUUCAACGCCUCCAUCUCAGUAACGAAUUUUCAGGAGCUUUCGGCUUGUGUCUUCAGAUGGAUCGAGGAGCACUGCAAGCCCCAGGUGAG